Sander lucioperca (pikeperch) is the source of this 534-nucleotide messenger RNA. Its product is annotated as 60S ribosomal protein L4-like. NCBI's taxonomy places the organism in Eukaryota, Metazoa, Chordata, Actinopteri, Perciformes, Percidae. Gene Ontology annotation, molecular function: structural constituent of ribosome; RNA binding. The annotation marks the transcript as partial. Gene Ontology annotation, cellular component: cytosolic large ribosomal subunit; ribosome. The transcript is spliced from 5 exons. Gene Ontology annotation, biological process: translation. The record is from RefSeq and is a predicted model, not a curated record.
UGCAGAGGACCAUUCAUCUACAAGCAAGACGCCGGUGUCACCAAAGCCUUCAGAAAUAUCCCAGGCAUCACUCUGCAGAACGUGAACAAACUGAGGCUUGCCCCUGGUGGUCACGUUGGACGCUUCUGCAUCUGGACUGAGAGUGCUUUCCGCAAGCUGGAUGAGCUGUACGACACCUGGCGUAAACCUGCUUCCCUGAAGAUCGGCUACAACCUGCCCAUGCACAAGAUGACCAACACAGACCUGAGCAGGAUUCUGAAGAGUGAGAUCCAGAAAGCACUUCGUACACCUACCAAGACCAUCAACCGCAGAGUACUGAAGAAGAAUCCUCUGAAGAACUUGAGGAUAAUGCUUAAACUGAACCCUUACGCCAAGACUGCAAGAUGUCUUGCCAUCCUCAAGCAUGACCCUGCGAUCAGAUGCUGAAGCCCAAGAAGAAGCCUGGAAAGAAGGAGCACCUGGCAAACCCAAGGCAUAAAACUCUAUACUUGCAGACAAGAGUUUAGAGAUAAAUAAAUCAUUUGUUUCAAAUAU